AUGGACGCUCAGAGAGGGUGGGAAAUCGAGAACGCGAUCAAGCUCGUCGACCCUGCCCGUGAUGCACUAUACAGAUACGACACAGACAAGGUGAAGAAGAUCAACGAAGCCAAGCCAUGGAGGACCGACCCAAACCACUACAAACAUGUUCGUAUCUCUGCUGUUGCACUGGUCAAGAUGGUGAUGCAUGCGAGAUCAGGAGGCGAUAUCGAAGUAAUGGGCUUAAUGAUCGGAUACGUCGAUCACGAGACCUUCAUCGUAACAGAUGCACUGCGGUUACCAGUAGAGGGAACGGAAACGAGGGUCAACGCGUCGAGCGAGGCUGACGAGUACAUGGUCAACUUUCUGGAGCGGUCGAGACAGGCAGGACAGAUGGAGAAUGCGGUUGGGUGGUAUCACAGUCAUCCAGGCUACGGCUGCUGGCUUUCUGGCAUCGAUGUUGGCACGCAGGAGCUUUACCAAACUAUCAACGAGCCUUUCCUCGCUGUGGUUAUCGACCCACAUCGCACCAUCUCUGCUGGCAAAGUCGAGAUCGGAGCUUUCCGAACCUAUCCGAAGGACUAUAGUGGCGGUGGUGGCGAGUCGACCACGGACGGUGGUGCAGCAGUGCCUAUGGCCAAGGCUGCAGACUUUGGCGCGCAUGCAAACCGUUACUACUCACUAGAAGUCUCACACUACAAGUCUACACUCGACAGUAAAAUCCUUGAGGCGCUCUGGAACAAGUACUGGGUGCAGACUCUCUCAUCCUCGCCACUUUUCACGAACCGUGAUUACGUCACGAACCAGAUCGCGGACAUUGCAGCCAAAACAGCCCAGGUGCUGGACAACAUGAAAAAGAACUCGUCGCUUCCACCUAUGGGGCCGAGACCGAAAGGCAACAACGAUCAGCUCGCCAAGGUUGUGAAGGCUGCGGAGAAGAUUGCCAGUGAGGAGAAAAUGGGUCUCAUGGCAGCGAUGGUCAAAGGAAAGGUCUUUGCCCCACAAGCUCAAGCUACCGACGAUGCUGCUCGCAAUAUUGCAAACAACGGUGGUGAUACGCAAAUGGCGGAUGCGAAGGCUGCUUGA
Recurvomyces mirabilis is the source of this 1065-nucleotide messenger RNA. It is a transcript of the gene RRI1, whose product is annotated as COP9 signalosome catalytic subunit rri1. Gene Ontology annotation, biological process: protein deneddylation. Gene Ontology annotation, molecular function: metallopeptidase activity; deNEDDylase activity; protein binding. The record is from RefSeq and is a predicted model, not a curated record. Gene Ontology annotation, cellular component: cytoplasm; COP9 signalosome. Bases 1 to 1065 code for a protein of 354 amino acids. The transcript has 2 exons. Lineage: Eukaryota; Fungi; Ascomycota; Dothideomycetes; Mycosphaerellales; Teratosphaeriaceae.